CAAAAAGAACAUUUCCUCCUUCGUCCUCUCUCUCUCUCUCUCUCUCUCUCUCUCUCUAUAGUUUGAUCAGUUCACGAUCUCUGAUCUCUCUCCCUGUCUGUAUUUCUCUCUCCGGUCGAUCUUUGUUCGAUCCGUCGAUCGGAAAAUCGUGUCGGGCUAUCUUAGCAGCCAUGUCGUACUCCGACUCCGACUCUUCGUCUCAGGGUGUCGACUACAAGAAUUUCCGACAGAUUACACGUGACCGACUAUUGUAUGAGAUGCUUAGGUCUGCUAAAACAGGGAGCUCGAAAUCCACCUGGAAAGUGCUUAUCAUGGACAAGCUUACUGUCAAGAUAAUGUCGUAUGCCUGCAAGAUGGCGGAUAUCACUCAAGAAGGCGUUUCAUUGGUAGAAGACAUAUUUAGACGACGACAGCCUUUACCUUCCAUGGAUGCUAUAUACUUCAUUCAACCAACGAAAGAGAAUGUUAUCAUGUUCUUGUCAGACAUGUCCGGGAAAUCACCACUGUACAAAAAGGCGUUUGUUUUCUUCAGCUCACCUGUUUCUAGAGAUCUUGUCGCACAUAUUAAGAGAGAUUCUAGUGUCUUACCUCGUAUUGGGGCUUUGAGAGAGAUGAAUUUGGAGUAUUUUGCCAUUGAUAGCCAGGGUUUUGUCACUGAUAACGAGAGAGCUUUGGAGGAACUUUUUGGUGAUGAGGAAACUACUCGAACAGGCGAUGCAUGCUUGAAUGUGAUGGCUAGUCGAAUUGCUACAGUCUUUGCCUCCUUGCGGGAAUUUCCAUCAGUACGCUACAGAGCAGCAAAGUCACUUGAUGCAUCGACAAUGACAACUUUCCGUGAUUUAAUUCCUACAAAGCUGGCAGCUGGCAUCUGGAAUUGUCUGGCAAAAUAUAAACAAACAAUUGAAAAUUUCCCCCCGACUGAGACGUGCGAGUUGCUCAUCCUUGACAGAUCUAUAGACCAGAUUGCCCCUGUCAUACAUGAGUGGACGUAUGAUGCCAUGUGCCAUGAUUUACUGAAUAUGGAAGGAAACAAGUAUGUGCACGAGGUUCCAAGCAAGACAGGUGGACAACCGGAGAAGAAAGAUGUGCUUUUGGAGGAACAUGAUCCUAUUUGGCUUGAACUUCGCCACGCACAUAUAGCAGAUGCUAGUGAGAGGUUGCAUGACAAGAUGACUAAUUUCUUAUCGAAAAAUAAAGCUGCUCAGAUUCAACAUGGUAUGAGAGAUGCUGGUGAGCUUUCCACAAGGGAUUUGCAAAAGAUGGUUCAAGCAUUGCCACAGUAUAGUGAACAAAUUGACAAGCUCUCUCUCCAUGUAGAGAUUGCUAGGAAAAUCAACGACCUCAUCAGAGAGCAGGGGCUCCGGGAACUUGGACAACUUCAACAAGACCUUGUUUUUGGUGAUGCUGGAAUGAAGGAUGUAAUUAAAUAUUUGAGUACAAAAGAGGAUGCAAGCCGUGAAAAUAAGUUACGCUUGUUGAUGAUUCUUGCAACAAUUUACCCUGAGAAAUUUGAGGGUGAAAAGGGUCAAAAUCUGAUGAAGUUGGCGAAACUAUCAGCCGAUGACAUGACUGCUGUAAAUAAUAUGAGAUUACUUGGUUCAGCUGUGGACACCAAAAAGAACUCCACGGGAACUUUCACUCUGAAGUUUGAUCUUCACAAGAAGAAAAAAGCUGCUAGGAAAGAGCGCCACGAAGAAGAAACAUGGCAAUUGUCUCGUUUUUAUCCCAUGAUAGAGGAACUCGUCGAGAAACUUGGCAAAGGAGAAUUACCAAAGGAGGAUUAUCCAUGCAUGAACGACCCGAGCCCUAGUUUCCACGGGACAACAUCUCAUUCGUCAUCAGUAAGUACUCCAGGUCAAGUUGCUCAAUCCAUGAGAUCGAGACGGACACCCACAUGGGCUAAGCCUCGGAGUUCAGAUGAUGGGUAUUCAAGUGAUUCGGUACUGAGACACGCAUCAAGCGACUUCAAGAAGAUGGGUCAGCGGAUAUUUGUGUUCAUAGUCGGUGGAGCCACCAGAUCAGAGCUAAGGAUCUGUCACAAGCUGACCGGAAAACUGAGGAGAGAGGUAAUUCUCGGGUCAUCGAGCCUCGACGAUCCACCGCAGUUCAUCACCAAACUGAAGCUUCUGACGGCAAACGAGUUAUCUCUGGACGAUCUCCAAAUUUGAGAUGAUGACCCGACAGAGUUUUACUUCUGUUUUGUAACCCAAAAAAAAAAAGUGUACCUUAUUCUUUUUGUCGGCUAUUGUAAAAAAAAAAAAAGGAAGCUAAUUCACCUUCUGUAAAACGCAUAUAAUUGGCUUCGUAAUCGGACAAUUCAUCUAUAGAUUUGGAUAUUCCUUUUUUGGUAAUGUAA
Tarenaya hassleriana is the source of this 2356-nucleotide messenger RNA. Its product is annotated as SNARE-interacting protein KEULE. The record is from RefSeq and is a predicted model, not a curated record. Lineage: Eukaryota; Viridiplantae; Streptophyta; Magnoliopsida; Brassicales; Cleomaceae. Gene Ontology annotation, cellular component: secretory granule; plasma membrane. Gene Ontology annotation, biological process: vesicle-mediated transport; intracellular protein transport. The transcript is spliced from 20 exons. The coding region runs from base 171 to 2168 and encodes 665 amino acids. Gene Ontology annotation, molecular function: syntaxin binding.